Messenger RNA from Tarenaya hassleriana, 1666 nucleotides. RefSeq names its product aspartate aminotransferase, mitochondrial. Gene Ontology annotation, biological process: biosynthetic process; amino acid metabolic process. The transcript is spliced from 9 exons. Gene Ontology annotation, cellular component: mitochondrion. Bases 116 to 1411 code for a protein of 431 amino acids. Gene Ontology annotation, molecular function: L-aspartate:2-oxoglutarate transaminase activity; pyridoxal phosphate binding. NCBI's taxonomy places the organism in Eukaryota, Viridiplantae, Streptophyta, Magnoliopsida, Brassicales, Cleomaceae. The record is from RefSeq and is a predicted model, not a curated record.
CCUGCACACUUGGGACGUUUCGCUGCUUCUGCAGCUCCCUAUAAAAGCCCCUCAGGUCCUUUUUUGUUUUCAUCUCUUUUAUUCAGCACAGAGAGAGAGAGAGAGAGAGAGAGAGAUGGCGAUGGCGGUGGCGAUCAGGAGGGCGGGGUCGACGGCGAGUAUGCGGCGGAUCACGGCCGGUGUCGGCCUGAGAUCCAUGUCCUCAUGGUGGCGAAGCGUCGAGCCUGCUCCUAAGGAUCCGAUCCUCGGAGUUACCGAAGCUUUCCUCGCCGAUCCUUCUCCCGACAAAGUCAAUGUUGGUGUGGGGGCAUAUCGCGAUGACAACGGCAAACCUGUUGUGUUGGAUUGUGUAAGAGAAGCCGAGCGAAGGAUUGCUGGGGCUUCGUAUAUGGAGUAUCUCCCUAUGGGAGGGAGUGUCAAAAUGGUGGAGGAAACAUUGAAGCUGGCCUAUGGGGAUAAUUCUGAGUUUAUCAAAGACAAAAGAAUAGCUGCAAUUCAGUCUCUCUCGGGAACUGGUGCUUGCCGAAUAUUUGCAGACUUUCAGAAACGUUUUCGUCCUGAAUCACAGAUCUACAUUCCUGUGCCAACCUGGUCCAACCACCACAAUAUUUGGAGAGAUGCUCAAGUCCCUCAGAAAACAUAUCAUUACUAUCAUCCAGAAACCAAGGGUUUGAACUUCUCGGCAUUGAUGGAUGAUGUAAAGGAUGCUCCAAAUGGGUCGGUCUUUCUGCUCCAUGCUUGUGCUCAUAAUCCUACUGGGGUAGACCCAACAGAAGAACAAUGGAGAGAGAUAUCACAGUUGUUCAAGGUUAAAGGUCAUUUUGCCUUCUUUGAUAUGGCAUACCAAGGUUUUGCUAGUGGUGAUCCAGAGAGAGAUGCCAAGUCCAUCAGAAUCUUUCUGGAGGACGGUCACCAAAUUGGAAUUUCUCAAUCAUAUGCAAAGAACAUGGGACUGUAUGGCCAGAGGGUAGGAUGCCUCAGUGUGCUUUGUGAAGAAGAGAAGCAAGCGGUGGCUGUGAAAAGUCAGUUGCAGCAGCUGGCGAGACCUAUGUACAGCAACCCACCUCUGCAUGGUGCCCUCAUCGUCUCUACCAUCCUCGGAGACCCUGAGUUGAAGAGCCUCUGGCUCAAGGAAGUCAAGGGGAUGGCGGAUAGGAUAAUAGGAAUGAGGAGCGAGCUGCGUGAAAACCUGGAGAAGAUAGGGUCACCUCUAUCAUGGGAGCACAUCACGAAGCAGAUAGGGAUGUUCUGCUACAGUGGGCUAACACCAGAACAGGUGGACCGAAUGACAAAGGAAUACCACAUCUACAUGACCCGCAAUGGCCGUAUCAGCAUGGCGGGGGUUACAACAGGCAACGUCGGCUACCUUGCCAAUGCCAUCCACGCCGUCACCACCACCGAUUCUUCUUAACUGAGAGAGAAAGGUAGAUGACGUUGUGAAUUGGGAAAAUGCGAUCUUGGAGAGUCAAAUAAAAGACCAGGUGGUACACAUAUAUUACCGUCUCUAUUCUUCUGACAUCAUCCAUCGGCAGCCCUCCAAUAAGAUUAUAACAUUUUUUUUUUCCCUAAAUUUCUGUUGACGCCAUAAUCGUGCAAAUGGCAAAUGCUGAUUUUGCACUUAACUAUAUGCCUUUUAGUGCUUUGAAUCCAUUUCGCACUUGCCUUU